AUUCCAGAAGGGGAAGGAUUCUCUCAUCACCGGGCACCGGCAUCCACAGAAGACCUUUCGCCACAAGUCAGAGGUAGUCAAAGCUCCUCAAGCCCCAACGACUCAUCCGCCCAGGUUGAACGAUGUUUGAGCCCCAGUCUCAUUUCCGUGGGUUCUUGUGUCUGUCGGAUCUGUCAUCGUCCAAGCGGAAUUACCGAGAAACUUGUGUCACCUUGUAGAUGCAAAGGAACACUGGCGUAUGUUCAUCUUUCAUGUUUGGAACGGUGGUUAAACCAGUCUUGUCGUAACCACUGUGAGUUGUGUCGCUACCGUUUCAAUGCCGUAGAGACUCCUCGUUAUCACUGGAAGGAGUCAUUAAGAAUCUGGAUGAGGCAUCCACGGAAUCUACAUCACUUAAAGUCUGACUUGGCGGUAGUUACACUACUUACAAUAGUGACUACGGGUUUGGUGGUAGUUUGUUUAUUGGGCAUGAGAUAUUUUAUUAUCGAGGGAAGAAAAAUCGGUAUAUCAAGACUGUGGACACGUGGCGCCAUUGUUUUUUUUAUUACCGUUGUCAUUCUUGGAUACUGUACUACCGUUUAUCUUCUUGUCAAGGACCAGCUUGCACCUUGGCACAGAUGGUGGAAGAACACAGUGAACAUAAGAUUGGUGAUAGAACCGCAGCAGCAACAACAGCAGCAGCAUCAGCAUCAACGAACAAGUCAAGAGUCGAGGGUUGUAGGUCAACUGGGCGAAGAAACUGCUGAUAGAACUAGCGCUCCCACCCCCGAUGAAUCUACGAUUGCGAUCGAUGGAAUUCAAGUCGUUGAUGUUAAAGCUAAGAAAGCACCGGCAUUCAAAGUCCCCGUGUCGAGCUUUUAA
This is a messenger RNA of Cotesia congregata, 861 nucleotides long. The record is from the annotation of a GenBank genome assembly. NCBI's taxonomy places the organism in Eukaryota, Metazoa, Arthropoda, Insecta, Hymenoptera, Braconidae.